CAUCGCACUUUGUUGUGUACAUAUCUCAUCCUAUCUUCACAGAGACAUGUCAGGAAAAGUUUUCGUGGUAUUUGCACUGCUGGUUGCACUGCUUGUGUCUGGAGCAGCUUCCUCACCUGAAACCGGAGAAACUGAGGAGACAAAUGUUCUCAAGCAGCUUCUAGCCAAACAUGAGAUGGCGAAAGACUCGGCUGGAAGACAGAGGCAAGCACCCCGCACUCACUCUGCACGGGUGGAACGACGGGCGCACCUUUCACAUGAUGAACGCGAGAUAAUGACCAAACAAAUAAUGCAAGCAAUUUCAGAGCUGAUGAACUCCGAGUGCAUGACGGAUCGGGACUACCAGGGCUGGGUGGAUUUUGGCCGCCGGGACACAGAAUGAGGCACAUCACAACAGCUGGAGAGCUCACGCACUGCUUUUUUGUUCAGGUUUUAUAAAAAAGUGGACGUUUAC
Messenger RNA from Oreochromis aureus, 454 nucleotides. RefSeq names its product gastrin/cholecystokinin-like peptide. NCBI's taxonomy places the organism in Eukaryota, Metazoa, Chordata, Actinopteri, Cichliformes, Cichlidae. The record is from RefSeq and is a predicted model, not a curated record. Bases 47 to 382 code for a protein of 111 amino acids. Gene Ontology annotation, biological process: digestion. The transcript has 3 exons. Gene Ontology annotation, cellular component: extracellular region; axon. Gene Ontology annotation, molecular function: neuropeptide hormone activity.